UUAAGUUUGAACUUGUGUUGACACGAAAUCACUUUCGCUUUCUCUCUAGCUAAUUUCCAAAGCGUACCGUGCGCUGUUACCGUGUAGAGCCAACGAAGGAAAUUUUCUAGCGUCGUUUUCUAGGCGAAUUGCUUAGUUGCGUUCAUUAGACCCAAAUUACCAAACCGUUCCUUUUCUCUUUGGGUCAGUUAGCUAGGAUGAGCUUUAUAAAAUCGCCUUCAGUGUCGUUCGAUCACCCAUUCAAGGAGCACGAAGUCUCAACGGCAGGCGGACAGCACCAACUUAGAACUCCCGAGAAGCAGCGAUGGCGCUUGUUCUACGUCGAAUAUUCGAUGGGUAUCGAUGCUUCAUGACCGAGUACCGGGAUACCAGAAGCAUUGAGCUCCCUCUAGCUGGUUCACCAUGGCCCGUAAUAUCUAUUAUAUCUGUCUACUUGUUUGUGGUUCUCAAAGGAGGGCCAGAGUUCAUGCAGAACCGAAAACCGUUCGAUCUCAAAUAUUUUAUACGGGCUUACAACGCCGUACAGGUCAUAGCUAACGGAAUAUUGUUUGUGAUUAUUGUAUACCUCCUUUCGAUUAGGAAAAACUUUUCAUACCUUUGCCAGGCAGUCAAUUAUACCCAGACGCGCGAAGGCUAUGAGGAAAUGUUUAUGGCCUAUUGCUAUUUUCUUCUUAAAGUAUUAGAUCUUGCGGACACAGUAUUUUUCGUUCUUCGUAAAAAGCAAUCGCACAUAUCGUUCCUGCACGUGUAUCACCAUGCCGUUAUGGUGAUGAUAACCUAUCUGGCCUUCAUUUUCGUACCCGGAGGGCAAACUGUCAUGUUGGGUAUCUGGAAUACGCUAGUCCAUGCGGUAAUGUACUUUUACUACUACGUGGCAUCAUACGGAAACCAAUAUUCUAGCUGGUGGAAAAAGUAUAUAACCCUCCUGCAGUUGGUACAAUUCGUUCACUUGGGACUACACUUCGGAAUUCCGGCUCUACUCGGCAUGAAUUGCGGAUUCCCGCGCUUCUGGCUGUGGAUCGGCUUUCUGCAGGCCGCGUUCAUACUUACCAUGUUCGUAGAUUUCUACGUCAAAUCGUAUGUAAAAAAACGAAAGCUAAGCCAGAAGGCCGAGAUCAAUUAUGUAUGCAACGCGCGCAAUAAGUGCUUAGUGGUAGGAUGACUUGUGUAAUUGCGAUACAAAUGAAUAUGUUAAUUAGAAGUACGAUACCUCUAGUGGUUAUGCGUUUGUAAGUUCUAUGGUAGAACACAGAGAAAGCAUUUCUAUGCCGUGACUAUUGAACCACGUGGAUAUGCAUCUAAUUAACUCGAAUUUCCAAAAGAGUCCAAAAGAGCUUUGUCACCUUAGAAAUAAAAAUUUUUCUUUUAACAUUAUAACAACUCAAGUUUUGGAUUUUUUGCUGUCAAAAAAGGCAGAUGUACUUAAACGAAAACUGGUUUAUUUUUUUUUUAUUCUACCAAUCAAUUUUUGUACAGCAAAACACUUAAAUUGCGUAUGUUAGGUACAAAUGGGGUUGUUGACGAACGUUUGUGUUUUUGCCAUCAUGUGAUUAUGCUUUAUCUGGUCAAAACACAUACCUUUAAUCGGCAUGGAGUUUGGGAAGAAAUGGAAUCAACAUUUUUUUUAAACAUUUGUUCUGAUACACAUCUUGAUUGAUAAACAAACCACUGAAUUGGAACCAAGGCUUGACAAGAAGAACGAAGUCCCUUUUAAUCCAUUACUUUGACCAGUCUUCAACUACCUUCCUGGCGAAAGUCUGCCGGAAAUCAUACACAGUUUAGUUCAAAAAUAGUUUAUUUGACACGGGGGCAUACACAGUCAAAACUGAAAGAUUUUCACUUUGAAAAUGGUUUACCGUGAACUUUAGAGCUAUAGUCAAAAUUUAGAAGCUUGCAAUGCGUUUGCACAAGACUCCUUGUUUAGACACCAUUUCGAACAGAACUGAGCAUGCAUAAACAAAACAAAAAAUACUGGCAUAAAGAAGAGAGAGAGAGAGAGAGA
This is a messenger RNA of Wyeomyia smithii (pitcher-plant mosquito), 2002 nucleotides long. RefSeq names its product elongation of very long chain fatty acids protein F-like. The record is from RefSeq and is a predicted model, not a curated record. Gene Ontology annotation, cellular component: endoplasmic reticulum membrane. Gene Ontology annotation, biological process: sphingolipid biosynthetic process; fatty acid elongation, polyunsaturated fatty acid; fatty acid elongation, saturated fatty acid. The transcript has 4 exons. The coding region runs from base 305 to 1162 and encodes 285 amino acids. Gene Ontology annotation, molecular function: fatty acid elongase activity. NCBI's taxonomy places the organism in Eukaryota, Metazoa, Arthropoda, Insecta, Diptera, Culicidae.